Messenger RNA from Hypoxylon trugodes, 1497 nucleotides. RefSeq lists its product as uncharacterized. The record is from RefSeq and is a predicted model, not a curated record. The coding region runs from base 1 to 1497 and encodes 498 amino acids. The transcript is spliced from 4 exons. NCBI's taxonomy places the organism in Eukaryota, Fungi, Ascomycota, Sordariomycetes, Xylariales, Hypoxylaceae.
AUGGCUGAGGUACAUCGGAUCGGUUUGACCCAACUCUCCAAGGAGAAGGAAAAUGGGGAGGAAGCAUUUCAAGUUAAUGUUGUUUUCAUCCAUGGCCUAAACGGCCAUCCAAAAGACACAUGGACAGACCAUCGUCCAGUAGGUGAUACUGGUCAGCCCAGACGAAAGCGAUGGAAAUGGAAAUCGGAUCGAUUAAGUAAGGCGCAGUAUGCGUCUGGAAGCAACGAGCCUUCAGGAAAAGAAGUUUUUUGGCCACGCGACUUCCUUGUGCCCGAUUGGCCAGAGGCCAGAGUGUGGACAUACGGGUAUAACGCAGACAUUAUUUCUGGGCUAUUUCAGGCGAAUAGCAAAAAUAGUAUAUCUCAGCAUGAUCAGGAUCUAGCUAAUAGCUUGUCGUUUUAUUUCCAAUAUGAGGAGCCAAUCAUAUUCGUAGCCCAUAGUCUCGGCGGCGUACUUGUUAAAGAUGAUGUCUUCGUCAAGCUACUCGAAAACUGCGAUACCAAGAACACGGUCUGCAUUUUAGAUGCCUUCGACGAAUGCGAAGAGCAGGGGCGUCGUCGACUAACAGCAGCCUUAUGUGAACUAUAUGAUUCCAGGCCGAGUAUGUCUUCCUCUUCCAUAAAAUUCCUAUUAACAAGUCGACCAUAUAGCCCUAUUCAACGGGGCUUCCAAGUCUUAGAAAACAAGAUGCGUAUUAUCCAUUUGAAUGGGGAGAAUGAAGAAGAGGUCGACAAAAUUUGCCAAGAAAUCGACAUCGUCAUUACAGCGAGGCUCGAUAACGUGACUGGAAAACUUCAGCUGUCUCGGGCUCAGCGAUAUUUGUUACAGCAGGAACUUACUCGGACUCCCCACCGCACAUAUCUAUGGGUGUACCUCAUCUUUGAAAUGAUAGAAGACAUCACGUGGAUUACAGAAGACGAUCUAUUGUCAUCUAUUCGCAAGCUCCCUAAAACUGUUGAAGCUGCGUACGAGAAGAUCUUAUAUCGGUGCCGCGACCAAGUAUUAGCUAAGCAUAUCCUUCGUAUCGUGGUUACCGCCGAAAGACCUUUAUCAUUAAAGGAGAUGGCAAUGACCCUGACUAUUAGAGAACAUCAUCGGAAACUUGGCGAAAUAAAGCUACAGACGGAAGAGGUAUUCCGGAAGACGAUCAGAGACAUCUGCGGCCUCUUUGUUACUAUCGUUGACUCGCGGAUUUAUUUGCUCCAUCAAACGGCAAGGGAACUGCUAAUUAGGCGGCAACCCCCUGGCGGGUUUGAUCACAGACCAGAUAAUUUUUGGUGGGGUUUUUCAUUUGAACUGGUCUUAUCGCAUCAUAGUCUUGCGGAGACGUGUAUAAGGCAACUUCUACUUGAAGAUUUUAAAUUUCCUCUACCUGAAGGUCACGCCGUCAAGUAUGCGAGCGAAUAUUGGUUAACGCACUGGCAACGUGCUCAAAUUGAGGAUGACGCACCAAUCCAACAACUACUAUUUCGUUUAUUCUCCAAGUUUCGACUAUGA